Scaptodrosophila lebanonensis is the source of this 2235-nucleotide messenger RNA. RefSeq lists its product as uncharacterized. The record is from RefSeq and is a predicted model, not a curated record. Gene Ontology annotation, biological process: G protein-coupled glutamate receptor signaling pathway; regulation of synaptic transmission, glutamatergic. The transcript is spliced from 4 exons. NCBI's taxonomy places the organism in Eukaryota, Metazoa, Arthropoda, Insecta, Diptera, Drosophilidae. The coding region runs from base 1 to 2235 and encodes 744 amino acids. Gene Ontology annotation, molecular function: group II metabotropic glutamate receptor activity. Gene Ontology annotation, cellular component: membrane.
AUGUGGCAACGGCAGGGCGAGCAACGUAAGGCUACGGCCGCAGCCACGACAGCGGCCGCCAAGGCCAAGACGAAAACGAAAUGCUUCAGACUCGUGACGAGUGCGCGUCUGCAUUGCCUGCUCUUGUAUCUCACCUGCUGUCUAUCGGUGACGGUUAGCGCGCAAAGUACACGUAGGCCAGGUGGCGCCACCGCCACCACCACUAAUAGUGAGCAACAAUGGCCGAAGCGCACGGGCGCGGGCGCGGGCGCUGGAGGGGGCAGUAGUUCUAGUGUAAAUAGUGUAACCAACAAAUACAACAGCAACAACAAUCAGAACAACAUCUGGCGACGUGUCCGCCUGGUUACAAGCGGCACGCAGGAGAGAGACCGAAAUGCCUACCAGGUGAUCAAAGCCAAUGCCACCACAACCAGCAGCACUACCACCACAACAACAUCAGCGACCACGACAACGACAGCGCCCACGUUAAGACGCAGCUCCAAGCAGCUGAUGCGUCGAGAGGAUCUCAAUUUGGUGGACCCUUCGCCACCCAGUAGUAAUGUCUCGAAUGCAGCUCGUUUGGAAAUGUCCACGGAAUUCUUUGUAGUGCCCACAGUGACGGCGUCCAGCAGUACAACGGCACCAGUGGGUGCUGCAGCCACACCCACUCGAAGUGGCGCUAGAUCCCGUGGUAUACUGCCAUCGCCUACGCACAGCAGCACGCGUCUCGGUACACGAUCAUCCAGUGCAGGCAAUGGCAUCAACGCCACACCGCCCACUAUUGUCUCCACCGCGCAUUUGCCCUUUGCCGGGCUUCGCAAGGAGCCGUGGGUGGUGCCGGUGCUGGUGUUGUCAACACUCACAAUGCUAAUGAUGGGCGCAUUCGAAAUUUUCGUGCUCUUCAAAGCCUGGCGCACGUCACCGUCGCGAAGACAUCUCUUCCUUGGACAGAUGCUGCUUCUGGGCCUAUUCGCGUGCGCUAGCCUUGGCGCUAUUAUAACCGCCCAACCCUCGCUGCUUAGCUGUGGCACUAUUCGCUUUGGCGUGGGUGUCGCAUAUGCGCUCGUAUUUGCGGCGCUACUCGUGAAAUGCGUCUUUCUGAUCAGCCUAAAUGGCGGCGUCUAUUUGCCUGCGCCUUAUCAGGGCUUACUGCUGCUUUUCGCCGUACUCAUUCAGGUCGCAAUCGGAGCGCAGUGGCUGCUUACACAGCCACCAGAGAUCUACAUGACAAGCGUGCCCGUUGUAGGCAGCGGCAUUCUCUCUUCGACGGUCGCCUCACAGACCAACUACACGGCCCUCUUCUAUCCCACAUCCUAUACGACGCUCGAUGGCACGCCGGAGAUUUAUACCCGUAUAGCGGCGGUUAGCACGGUGCUAAUUCCACUGUGCAAGACACAGUUCUCGGAGCUGCUCUUCUCGCUCAUUUACAUUGUCUUCCUCAUCGUGUUCAUAGCGGUAUUAGCUAUAAAGUCACGUGGGAUUCGUGACAAUUAUCGCGAGGCCACCUACAUUGGCUUGGCCAUUGGCGGCGCCAUUCCUAUUUGGUUAGGAUGGAUGCUUUGCGGUCUAGCCGUAGCAGAGCGGCACAAGGAUGCGUGCAUUGCCUUUGGAUUAGUUGCCACCUCGGCCACAGUGUUCCUGGUAAUGUUCAUGCCAAAGGGCCGACAGCUAGCGGCCAUGGGCAAGGAAGGGCUUUACGUUGAAGAUCGCGAGGAGCAGUUCAGUUCCUUGAGUCGCGCUGGAUCUGGCUAUUCGCCUUCGUUCUUUCACUUCAAGCCCAUCAAGUAUGGCGUCAUGAGUGGAUGCGGACUGCCCAACUCCGCAUCUAAUACCGGCAAUGGAGUCAGCUCCAAACAUUGUACGAGUGCCAAUAAUGGCGGAGAUCGCGUCGCUCUGGUCACCGCCGCACCGCCCAGCUAUACACGUAUGUAUCACUAUUUUCCAGCACACUUGAGCGCGCACCCGUUUUGCUAUUAUCCACCCCCACCACCACCGCCGGCACAACUUGCACCACCACCAGCGCCACCGCCGCUGACCGCCCAGCUGGCCACACCACUAACGCUCAAGCAAUUGGGCAAUUCGCUAACGUCCAUGACACAGGCGGCGCAGCUGGCCAAAACACUGCGCUACGCGCCAGGCAUGUUCAUUCGACCCGACGAAACGAAUCUUUAUACGACGCUGGAGCCCACGUUGAGCAGCAACCCGAAUGUCUAUUUUCAGCGCAGUGGAGCCGUGCAUCCGGGCAUCCUGUAUUGA